Messenger RNA from Aspergillus homomorphus CBS 101889, 1230 nucleotides. RefSeq names its product putative DnaJ domain protein (Mas5). Lineage: Eukaryota; Fungi; Ascomycota; Eurotiomycetes; Eurotiales; Aspergillaceae. Gene Ontology annotation, biological process: protein refolding. Gene Ontology annotation, cellular component: cytoplasm. The transcript has 5 exons. Gene Ontology annotation, molecular function: Hsp70 protein binding. The record is from RefSeq and is a predicted model, not a curated record. Bases 1 to 1230 code for a protein of 409 amino acids.
AUGGUCCUCGAAAUUUCCAGCACCGCAAGCAAAGAUGAGAUCCGCAAGGCUUAUCGCAAGGCCGCGCUCGCCAAUCACCCCGACAAGGUCCCUGAAGCCGAGCGAGAAGCCGCAGAGGUCCGUUUCAAGGCUGUCCAGGAAGCCUACGAUAUCCUCUACGAUGAAGAGAAGCGCCACCUCUACGAUACCCACGGCAUGAGUGCGUUCAACGGGUCCGGUGAGCCGGGCAUGGGGGCAGGUCCGGACCUCGAUGAUAUCCUCGCGCAGAUGUUCGGCGGUAUGGGCGGCAUGGGUGGCAUGCCUGGCGGACCUCAGGCGCGCAAGCCCCGCAGAAGUCCGAACGAGGAGCAGAAGUAUGAAGUUAGCUUGGAGGAUCUCUAUAAGGGCAAGACGGUCAAGUUCUCGAGCACCAAGAACGUCAUCUGUUCUCUGUGUCGGGGCAAGGGCGGCAAGGAGAGGGCUACGGCGAAGAAAUGUGCUACUUGUGAUGGACAUGGUGUCAAGCAGAUUCUAAGACCCAUGGGCCAGUUCCUUUCGCCCACUAUGGUUACUUGCAGCACGUGUAAGGGGCAGGGCGAGUUCUUCAGCGACAAGGACAAAUGCAAGAAGUGCAAGGGUCAGAAGACGACUGAAGCGAAGAAGCUGUUGGAGAUCUACAUCCCUCGCGGGGCGAGGGAAGGAGACAAGAUCAUCUUGGAGGGCGAGGCUGACGAGGCGCCGGGUCAGGAACCUGGAGACAUUAUCUUCCACCUGGUAGAGGAGGAGCACCCCGUCUUCAAGAGAGCUGGCCCAGACUUGACAGCGGAGAUCGAUGUCACGUUGGCCGAGGCCUUGACCGGCUUCUCCCGAGUUGUGAUCAAGCAUCUUGAUGGCCGUGGAAUUGAGCUCAAGCAUCCCAAGGUUCCUGGCCAAGUGCUUUCCCCCAACCAGGUCUUGAAAGUACCUGGUGAAGGAAUGCCGAACAAGCGCGGCGAUGCUCGUGGCGAUCUGUACCUGAUCGUCAACAUCAAAUUCCCCGAUGAGACGUGGAAGCCCACGCCGGCGGUUCUGGAGCAGCUUAGGGAGGUCCUGCCCAAGCCGGACGCCCCUAUUACCGCCGAGACGGUGGAUGAAGUCCAAUACGAUCCCAAGGGAAACAUCGAAGACUUCGGGGCUCAUGACCCGGAGGGCGGAUCUGCCUGGGAGGACGACGAUGAGGAGGGAGAGACUGCACAAUGCACGACCCAGUAG